Castor canadensis (American beaver) is the source of this 1353-nucleotide messenger RNA. RefSeq names its product tropomodulin 4 (gene Tmod4). Gene Ontology annotation, biological process: pointed-end actin filament capping; actin filament organization; muscle contraction. The record is from RefSeq and is a predicted model, not a curated record. Gene Ontology annotation, molecular function: tropomyosin binding. Gene Ontology annotation, cellular component: striated muscle thin filament; cytoskeleton; myofibril. Lineage: Eukaryota; Metazoa; Chordata; Mammalia; Rodentia; Castoridae.
CUGGGCAGGGUAUGGGGGCUGUGUAUAUGUGAUCUCCCACUACCCCCCACCUGGCCAGAGCUAAAAUAAUAAAAUGCUGAGCUCACUGUUCCCCCACCCUUUCCCCCGGCACUGGUCUCCUCCUGCUGCAGGGACAGUGCCCCAGUAGAACAGACAGACCAACCGACAGGAAGGUGAGAAGAGAGGUGGUCAUCAGAACUGGCUCUUAGUGCCACAUUGGGGUAGGGGCUACCAUGUCAUCGUAUCAGAAGGAGUUGGAGAAAUACAGAGACAUAGAUGAAGAUGAGAUCCUAAGAACCUUGAGCCCUGAGGAGCUAGAGCAGCUGGACUGUGAGCUACAAGAGAUGGACCCUGAGAACAUGCUCCUGCCAGCUGGAUUAAGACAACGUGACCAGACAAAGAAGAGCCCAACAGGGCCACUGGAUCGAGAUGCCCUUUUGCAGUACCUGGAGCAACAGGCACUAGAAGUUAAAGAGCGUGAUGACUUGGUGCCCUUCACAGGAGAGAAGAAAGGAAAACCCUAUAUUCAGCCCAAAAGAGAAAUUCCAGCACAGGAACAGAUCACCCUGGAGCCUGAGCUGGAAGAGGCACUGGCCCAUGCCACAGAUGCUGAAAUGUGUGACAUUGCAGCAAUUCUCGGCAUGUACACACUGAUGAGCAACAAGCAAUACUAUGAUGCCAUCUGCAGUGGAGAAAUCUGCAACACCGAAGGCAUUAGCAGUGUAGUUCAGCCUGAUAAGUAUAAGCCAGUGCCAGAUGAACCUCCAAAUCCUACAAACAUUGAGGAGAUGCUAAAGAGGGUUCGAAACAAUGACAAGGAGCUGCAGGAGGUGAACCUCAAUAAUAUACAGGACAUCCCGAUCCCCAUGCUAAGUGAGCUGUGUGAGGCGAUGAAGACAAAUACCUAUGUCCGGAGCUUCAGUCUGGUGGCCACAAGAAGUGGUGACCCCAUCGCCAAUGCAGUGGCGGACAUGUUGCGUGAGAACCGUAGUCUCCAGAGCCUGAACAUUGAAUCCAACUUCAUUAGCAGCACAGGGCUCAUGGCUGUGCUGAAGGCAGUUCGGGAAAAUGCCACACUGACUGAACUCCGAGUAGACAACCAGGGGAGCCAAGUCAACACCUUUUCAUUCACUCGGGAAAAACAAGCUACUUGACUUCUCAAAGAAUCCUGUGGUCUGGGAUUGUGAAUAACACAGAGAGGGCAGCUGAUAGCUUUCACCUCUCCAUCCUUCAGCGCCAGUGGCCUGGUGAUGCAGUGGAGAUGGAAAUGGCCACUGUGCUAGAGCAAUGUCCCUCUAUUGUUCGUUUUGGCUACCACUUUACACAACAGGGACCACGAGCUCGGGCAGCCCA